Molecule: messenger RNA, 2584 nt
Organism: Hemibagrus wyckioides
Lineage: Eukaryota; Metazoa; Chordata; Actinopteri; Siluriformes; Bagridae
Gene: nebl
Product: nebulette
Exons: 7
Coding region: 319-1170 (283 amino acids)
Cellular component (GO): focal adhesion
Molecular function (GO): actin filament binding
Source: RefSeq, a predicted model, not a curated record
AUAUUAUUAUAUGAUGUUAUAGAUAUUAUGUAAUAAUAACUCCACGAGGGAAAGGAUUAAUUGGCAACAAAUUAGCGCAUCGCCUCUCUCUCUCUCCCUCUCUCUCUCUCUCUCUCUCUCUCUCUGGCACAUUUCCCCGUUCUUCUUCCUCCUCGUUCCCAAACUGACCUCCAAUAAUCAGCACGACUGUCUGCGCAGUUAUAAAUCCACUGCGCCACGGAUCAUUUUUGUGUAUACUGGAAAGCUUGACUUUUUGUUUUUGUUUUUUUUUUUUGCGCUAACUGAAUUGAAUAAACGAUGUGAUUGAAGGCUUUCACCAUGAAUCCUCACUGCGCGCGCUGCGGGAAAAUUGUCUACGCCACUGAGAAAGUGAACUGCCUGGACAAGUACUGGCACAAAGGAUGCUUCCACUGUGAGGUGUGCAAAAUGACCCUGAACAUGAACAACUACAAAGGAUACGAGAAGAAGCCUUACUGCAAUUCGUAUGUGCAACCUUGCCACUACCCGAAGCAGACGUUCACGAUCGUCGCAGACACGCCAGAGAACCUGCGACUGAGGCAGCAGAGCGAGCUCCAGAGUCAGGUGAAGUACAGGAAGGAUUUUGAAGAGAGUAAGGGCCGUGGGCUGCGAUUUCUUGUAGACACCCCCGAAGUGCAGAGACUGAAGAAAGCCCAGGAGCAGAUUAGUAACGCUACAUAUCAUAAGGAUUUUGACAUGCCAGGAUCUCACGGUGUCACUCAGGGUAUUAGAGGAACGUAUCUGGUACGAGCUCAGACGAGACCCGAGCAUCAGACGCUGCAGGGGAGCUGCGCCACACACAGAGGCGUGAAUCAGUACACCAUGGAGAUGGAUCGGAGGCCAGGAGUCAUUGUGGCCCCUGUCCUUCCCGGAGCUUAUUACCCCAGCGGUUAUAAUCAGGGUCACAGCUACAUGCAUCAGACCAGCAUGCACUCCCUCCGAUCCAUGCAGCUGCAGUCGCAUCCAGCGGUCAUGAGCGUGUACAGGGCUUUGUACGACUACACGGCUCAGGACUGUGACGAGGUCUCGUUCCGGGACGGCGAUCUGAUCCACAACGUGCACCCCAUUGAUGAGGGUUGGAUGUUUGGAACGGUGCAGAGGACGGGCCGCUCGGGCAUGCUGCCUGCUAACUACGUGGAAGGCAUCCGCUAACCUGCGCUAGCUUACCGAGGCUUUGUUAAAACCUAUUCACUGCAGAAUUUGUUGGGACCAAGUACAUGUAAAUAAACAGAAGUAGGCCUCUAUUUUAGUAGUACAGUAACGCUUUUAAUAGUAAGGUUUCAUUUUCUUACUCAGCCUAAUAUCAGACAGUGAGUGAGUGCAUGGUUAUGGUUUUUGUACGUAGAUCGAAAUAGAAACUUUUACUAUGAGAAAUAGUUGAAGUAUUGAAGCAAUAACGACUGCCAACAGCAAGUCUGAGUGGGCGUACCUUUAAAAAUGUGGGCAUGUCUUUGAGCCCAUAUAUGGAAGUCUUGAGGCAGGAAUUUAUUAACAUUGUAAAAUAUUGUUUUUAUUGAAAUAAUUACCAUUUUAUAUGUUUACAGUCGUCACCGCUAACACUAGCUAAUAUAAUUUGAAAGAGAUUUUUAGACAACCGCGUAAGUGCAAGCAUACUGUUCAAACAUUUCAUGGGUGUAUCUCCGAGUCCAUAUAUGGGCAUAAGGACACACCCACUGAUCUGCAAUUCGAAUAAAAGAGGUGAGAACAUGUCCCUCUAUAGGAAGUUUAGUACCUCAAGGAUUUUGCGAUAGCAGAAAUGAAGGCAAAAUCACGCGAGCCCCAGAGGCGUUUGCAAUUUUUCAAAAUUAUUACGGAUUUCCUGCAGAUUCCACGAAUGUUCAACCAAAGCCCUCUUCCAUUCACGAACGUUGAACAUGAGUGCAGCUCUCAGAAUGUAUCUACAUGUGUCUUCAUUAGUAGGAACUGAAAAGAACAAUGCAAUUUUACGGAAAAAUCUUCACAAAUUGCAAAUUUUGAGAACAUUUUUAAAUAAAUAAAUAAAUAAUACAUAAAUAAAUAAAUAAAAUAAAAAAUAAAUAUAUAUAAUAUAAAACAAAACACAAAUAUAAAAUACAAAUACAAAUAAAAAAAUACAAAUAAAAUAAAAUACAAAUUAAAAAAACUCCUGACAGAGAGAACGGUUUUUUUUUUUUUCCCGGAUGCCCAACAUGCAUACUUAAUAUAGAAACGUCUCUGCUUGACUUCACAUCAUCUUUUCUUUUCUUUUUCUUUUUGGUUUCAUUUUGGGAAAUGAAUUGUCAAAAAAAAUAAAAUAAAAUUUUGUAAUGAAACUUUUGGUCCAAAAUGAUGCAAUAACCAAAAAAAAAAAAAAAAAAUGUCUUUAAAGCAUGCACUGUAUUUAUAACCUCUGCGAUGUAUGAAUAUAAAUAAUUUGUAAAUGUUGAUGGCAUUAAAAUGUUAUUAAACCAGAAAAGGAGGACUUGGAGAGUGCUGUGUAAAUACUGCGCUGCUGUUAAAGAGAGAUUUCUGGACUAUAAAAGAAUACGAGUCAUAAACACUUACUUCUACACAAUUCAUUUCAUUUUAAAUGGAAAAAAAUAAUAAU